AUGAAUUCAUCGGGUUCGUUCAGCAUUCUCGAUAUAGAAAAUUUCAAAGAAAUUGAAGACGUGAUCGAUGCCAGAAAACGCUUGGGCCAGUACAACGUAUUAAAUCUUACCAACGCAUUGAGAGGCAUUCAUUCGAAUCAUCAACAAUAUCAAAAUAAACCUGUUAAAUUCGACUUGAGUAAAAACGUUUCAGCCACUAGCGUAAGUGGAAUCGCACGUACAGAUUCCGAAAUAACUAUAUUUGUUCUGAAAGCAAAAUGCACCUCGAAAAGAAAAUCCAAAUGGGGCGGUAUGGACGACAUCGCUAUCCCUGGAGAUGGUACGCAUUUAGGAGACAGUCCUUCUUUGGUAAAUUUGGCCACUCUGGUAACGCAAAAUGCCCAAUGCGAAGGCGAAGACGAAUAUUUGGUACCCCUGUCCUCGUGGGACCCAUACAUCAAAACCGAGGAUAUUUCCAACAAUAUGAAAUUCUUUUCGGAGACUUCGAUCCACGACAAACGGCACCGUACAUUAUUUUACGCCGAUUCGAAUAAUAUUAAUGCGAAUACUGUGAAUAGUAACGAGCAAACUGAAUUCGUCGAUGAUGAAGUGCCUCAAACCACUCGAUCCAGUUGGGCGGGAAGGUUUUCGAAAUUUUGGAGGAAACAGUGGCGCAAACGAAAAACCCUAGUUUUGCCCGACGCGGCCGGUAAUGCAGGAAUCGGCCGAGAACAACAACGAUGA
Ceutorhynchus assimilis (cabbage seed weevil) is the source of this 723-nucleotide messenger RNA. The record is from the annotation of a GenBank genome assembly. NCBI's taxonomy places the organism in Eukaryota, Metazoa, Arthropoda, Insecta, Coleoptera, Curculionidae.